This is a messenger RNA of Arachis duranensis, 1300 nucleotides long. RefSeq names its product chloroplast processing peptidase. The transcript has 7 exons. The coding region runs from base 191 to 775 and encodes 194 amino acids. Gene Ontology annotation, cellular component: chloroplast thylakoid membrane. Gene Ontology annotation, biological process: thylakoid membrane organization. Lineage: Eukaryota; Viridiplantae; Streptophyta; Magnoliopsida; Fabales; Fabaceae. The record is from RefSeq and is a predicted model, not a curated record. Gene Ontology annotation, molecular function: serine-type endopeptidase activity.
UACACUUCUUCCUCAUUUUCAUUCUCUCUCUUUCAAGUUUCAACUUUCAUGUCUGAAGCUCUGGCUUCUCUCACAUUCAUUCAUCGCUUGUUACACUUCUCUCAAUUUUGACUCUUUCUCUGGAUUCAUUGUCCGAUUUCAAAUUAAAAGUCAAAACUCCGAUCUCUUCACGAAUCCUGUUGGAGUAACCAUGAGUUUCUUGAGGCCCAGUGCAUUGUACUACUUCCUUGUGGCUUCUCCUUCAAUGCGAUGGAUGCCAUGUCAGAGUGGAGGCUUCUUCCGAUGGCCUGGUCUUGAUGGGUUCAUGAGGCUCCUUCUGCUUGCGCUUCUCUGGACCAUGUUCUCUGAACUUCACUACAUACCCUCUUCUUCUAUGUACCCUACCCUUCGUGUUGGUGAUCGAAUUCUCGUCGAAAAGGCUUCAUUUUACCUCAGGAGUCCUGCUGUAAAUGAUAUUGUAACGUUCCGGGAUCCAACAAAGCUAUCUAGAGACAAAAUGGAUGGUGUUUUCAUUAAGAGAAUUGUUGCAAAAGCCGGAGACACAGUUGAGAUUCGUAAUGGGGAACUCUAUGUCAAUGGUGUUGCACGGGAUGAAGAUUUCAUAGCAGGUCCACCAUCAUACACACUGGAGUUAACUCGUGUGCCUAAAGGCCAUGUUUAUGUUUUGGGGGAUAAUCGUAACAUCAGCAAUGAUUCCCAUAUGUGGGGACCACUUCCUGUGAAAAAUAUUAUCGGAAGAUAUGUCAUGUCUUGGCACAGACCAAGAAACAUUUGACACACAUAUCAUUAUCAAUUGGAGAUGUAUUGCAGGAAAUAGAGUUCUACCUCCAUGUGAUUUCCAUGAAGAGUUAUUUCCGAGUUAUUGAAUCAUAUUAUUUGCUAACUCUAACUGCCAUUUGGAUACUCAAAUACCCCUAGUGAGACUUCAUUCUUCUGUUCUUCCUUUGGAUGAAACAAUUAAGUCUUGUCUCACUAGGUAAAGUCGGCUACACGUAUUAGACAACACCAUAGUGUUCUAACAGGAAUCACAUUCAUAUCCGAACCAUUUACAUCCAAAUCUCUUUCAAUAUCACAAAAACAAACAAAAAAUAUUUCAUGUGAUUCCUGCUUGGUUCAUUGUUGUUUGAGCAUGGCAUUGCUGAUUGUUUAUAGGAAUCUGAUUUCUUUUGUAUUAUCCAUAAUAAAUUUGUUUAUAUGCAUUGAAAGAAAAAGAAAAGUGUGGAAAGGAGUAUUGAAUUAUUUGAAUCUUGCUCAAAACUAUGGCAUAAGUGAAAGAUACUUGUUAGUUGUUAUAGUGUCA